CUGCUGUGCCCGUGGCGGAGGCGUUGCUCUGUGCACCUCCCCGCGUCCGCAGAACGCUUUCUUGCGGCUCUGGGGGUUCCCGAGCUGUGAGCGCGAAGUGUCCGGGCGGGAGCUGCGCCGUUCCUGCGCUGAUGCUUCGGGUGCUGUUUUAGGGCCGCCCGCAGCGCUGCUCCCCGCCUCAGCGCGGGGUUGGCGUGGAGCCGUGCUGGCAAAGGGCUGCUUACUUAACUCCACUUCUUUCCUCUUGGCGUUUGAGCGCUGGAAGCCCGGGUCCGUGCCCGCAGUGUGCUGUGCUGGGGGCUGCGAUGUGUGCCAGCGGCUCCGGAGUGGUUUUCCCCCACCGAAAUAUCCCCGCGAACCCUGAGCUCCCCCUGCUGCUGCCAACCCCGGAGGUUCUGGCACAUCUCCUGGCCCUGCAGCAGCCCGGCUCCAGCGCAGGGCUGUCGCUGCUCCCUGCGGUCCCCAGCCCACGCUGUGUGUCUGUCUCCCUCUCCAGCUCGGCUUUGUGCUUGACCAUGAACGCCAGUGGCCCCGGCUACCCGUUGGCCUCUCUCUACGUGGGGGACCUCCACCCGGACGUGACCGAAGCCAUGCUCUAUGAGAAGUUCUCACCUGCGGGGCCCAUCCUGUCCAUCCGGGUGUGCCGGGACGUGGCCUCGCGCCGAUCGCUGGGCUAUGCCUACAUAAACUUCCAGCAGCCGGCGGAUGCUGAGCGAGCCCUGGACACCAUGAACUUCGAAGUGAUCAAGGGCCGACCUGUCCGAAUCAUGUGGUCGCAGCGAGACCCUGGGCUCAGGAAGUCAGGGGUUGGAAACGUCUUUAUCAAGAACCUAGAUGACUCCAUUGACAAUAAAGCCCUGUACGACACAUUCUCAGCCUUUGGGAACAUCCUGUCCUGCAAGGUGGUUUGUGAUGAAAAUGGAUCCCGUGGCCAUGGCUUUGUUCAUUUUGAGACUCAAGAGGCAGCAACUCGGGCCAUCGAGACCAUGAAUGGGAUGCUCCUCAAUGACCGCAAGGUGUUUGUUGGCCACUUUAAAUCCCGCAAAGAGCGCGAGGCAGAAUUUGGGGCUAGGGCAAUGGAGUUCACCAACGUCUACAUCAAAAACUUCGGGGAUGACAUGGAUGAUAACAGACUGCGGGAGAUAUUCUCCAGGUUUGGAAAGACGCUGAGCGUCAAAGUCAUGAUGGACAACACCGGGCGCUCCAAGGGCUUUGGGUUUGUGAACUUCGAGAAACACGAAGAAGCCCAGAAGGCCGUGGCUGACAUGAAUGGAAAGGAGAUCAACGGGCGGAUGGUGUAUGUGGGCCGGGCACAGAAGCGGCUGGAGCGGCAGAGUGAGCUGAAAAGGAAAUUUGAGCAGAUGAAGCAGGAGCGAGUGAGCAGGUACCAGGGGGUCAACCUGUAUGUGAAGAACCUGGAUGACGGGAUAGAUGAUGAACGGCUGAGAAAGGAAUUCUCUCCUUAUGGCACCAUCACCAGUGCCAAGGUGAUGACAGAGGGUGGCCACAGCAAAGGGUUUGGCUUUGUAUGUUUUUCCUCUCCAGAAGAGGCUACCAAGGCCGUGACCGAAAUGAACGGACGGAUUGUUAGCACUAAGCCUCUCUACGUUGCACUUGCACAAAGGAAAGAGGAGAGAAAAGCAAUUCUCACCAACCAGUACAUGCAGCGAUUGGCCACCAUGAGGGCACUGCCUGGCCCUUUUCUUGGCUCCUUCCAGCCUCCCCCAGGGUAUUUUCUCCCCCCCAUCCCUCAGCCGCAACCCAGAGCUGCUUUCUACAGCCCCAGCCCAGUUGUCCCUGUCCGUCCUGCCACUCGUUGGAGUGCGCAGCCCUCCCGGUCUCCCACAGCGUACCCUGCAGCCACCCCCGUCCUGAGGGCUGCUGUGCAGCCCCGGCGCCUGGUGUCCAACAUCAGCACCAUGAGACAGGCGUCCACUCAAGUGCCUCGUGUGCCCCCCCAGGCGCAGAGAGUGGCCAACAUAGGGACGCAGACAGUCAGUGCCCGGGUGCCCUCCUCGCCCACCCUGCGGGGUGCCCCGCAUUACAAGUACUCCCUGGCUAUGAGGAACAUCCAGCCCAUGGGCAGUGUGCCACCUGGGGCUCAGCAGGUGGGAGAACCUGCUGUGCACGUCCAAGGGCAGGAGCCGCUGACGGCAUCCAUGCUUGCAGCAGCCCCUCCACAGGAGCAGAAGCAAAUGAUAGGUGAGCGGCUCUACCCCCUGAUCCAUGCAAUGCAUGCCUCACUGGCUGGCAAGAUCACAGGCAUGCUGCUGGAGAUUGACAAUUCAGAGCUGCUGCUUCUGCUGGAGUCCCCUGAAUCCCUGCACUCCAAGAUUGAGGAAGCAGUUGCUGUUCUCCAGGCACACCAGGCCACUGAGGCGUCACACAAGGGCAGCACGGCCCCAUUCCUGCAGUGAGCCCUGACUUCAUGACUGAGAGUGAACCUUGAGAACGUUGCCUUUGGAGAACAGCAGCAGCCGCCUCACCUCACCUUGCUUUUGGAACUGUGCCCUCACACUGACCCUGGUUUGCCUUCAAUGCCCAUCCUGCUUUUUGUGUGUACUGUGCAUCUUGCAGAACCACUUCCUCCUUGCACCACUGUAGAAGUUAAUUCUCUUCUGAAAGCAUCUUGUGAAAUGUAAUGUGGAACUCAGUCUGACUCAGUUGCCCAGGAAAUGACAAGUGCAGAUGAAUCGUCGCUUCAGUGAAUUUACUGGGUUCUGUAGUUUUAUUUGCUUCUGUAGCUGGUGCUAAUAAAGAACUGAUGCUUCCACUUCUGAAGCAUGAGUUGGCUUCCUUUGCAGAAAGGGAGCAAAUACUCUGCCUUGGUUUGUGCUGGAGGAGAAACACAUGUCAGCUAUGCUGCUGCAAUUAGUGCUUGAAGCUUGUGAUGUUGGCAGGGUGAUAGUCCUCAGGGACAGGAAAAGCACCAUGUAGGACUACACAGACUGCUGACCAGCAGCUCUCCUGAUCCUUCCACUCUCUGGGAGGAUGUCUUUAAGUAAAUUUGGCACUAUCCACUUGGAUUUUAUCCUUUCUAGGUAGCCCUUCUAUAUUUCCCUCUUCUAAGACACUGCUUCUUCCUGCAGCUCUUCUUCUAUAACAGAGCUUGUAUGCCUGCAGGAGUGCUGGGGCUGAGAACCUUCUGCCUGUCACUGUACUGUAUGUGGCUCUGUGGUGCACGAGACCCAGCUGAAGUUACUGUGGAUCAAAAGCUGCUUCUCCUGUGUAUUUUCAGGCUGAUGGGCUGAAAACACCGAUAAUUGCAUGGAGGAUGUUAAGACCUAUUAUGAAUGUCUGCUCUUAGUAUCUCCUGGAGCAUACUGCAGUUGCUAUAGUCAUCCUGGCCUUAAUGCUCCACUCUGCAUUCAGGAGUGGAAUUUCUGUCUCUAGUGCUUCCUUAGAAUUAUACUUGGGAUUGUCAAUCAAUAUACUGACCUUAUUUGACUGCUUCCUUUAGCUCACAGGAGUACACCUCCAUCAGCACAGCCCACCUUCUUUCUAUCUAUCUUGUGUUGGCACUGCUGUCUCAUUCUUCCUUCUGUGCUGUAUCACACCCUCCUCUCAACUCACUACUGAUUCAUCCCUCCUACCUCUUGUUUUCUUUCUAGCAUUUUAAUAGGAGCACUUACACAUUUGCUCUUCCAUGGCUGCUGUUCUGCUCAGCUGGGACUCUUUCCUGGGGCUUUUCUUCUUUCCUGCUCUGAGCUCUUUAAAUAUUUUGUUUCUUCAUAGAGGAUGCCACAGCCUGAGCUGUGCAUUACUUAGACAAUUCCUUAUCAGUGAGAUGCUUACUUCCUCUUGGUUAUUUUUUCCCAAUGUGUAACUGGUUGGAAGCUCUUAUACUUUUUCUCUAGAGAGGAAAGUGCAUAUUGCAUAUGAGAAAUGUAUAUUAGGAGCUGGGAUGGAAUUGUACUGGUGAAAUUCAUUCUGUUGCCUAGUUUGAGUCUGAAGCAGUUCUUCAGGCAUAGCAUACCAGUUUGGAUGUGCCUGUUGCAUCACUGACAGCACUAGAAGUCAUUUCAAGAAAACAGCUAGCAGUAGUUCAGGAUGAGCAGAAUAUGGAACAGCCAAAGAUAGGAUAUUAACAAAGGCUGAAGUGCUUAAAACCUUUACAUGAAAAUGUAAACUUGCCACUUGAAUACUCGUGAAUCCAAGAAAAUGCUGGUGAGUUCUCAGCGUAGCUCCCUGGUUGAACUCCUCAGGGAGGUCUCAGGCUUCAGCAGGUUGAGGCAGGAGCAGCAGUGCACGUGUAAGUCUGGAGUCUGGUUUGGAAUAGUCACUGUGGUAUAUGAAAGAGGUAGAUGGAGUGCCUCUGUGAGAAGCACUUUCCAACUGCCCAUGUGGGUUCCAACAUCUUUGCCUGCCUGGAAAAUACUUUGUGCAGUCAGCAGCACGGUUGCUGGAACAAAAGAGGAGGAGAGGAGCAGAAGAGACCUGGGCUUGAAGCAUGGCAUCAUUUUGCUGUGUUUGAUCUGUGUCCGGUUGGUGGCAUUGCACUUUACUGGGGAAGGUUCUAGAGAUAAGACAGCAAAAAGGCAUUGCUGUGUUUGGGGGGGGAGGAAGAGAUAAUGAUUGCUGCUGCCUAGAAGCACUGUAAUGAAUUGUAGUUGGAACAGUGCAGGUGUCUGCCAGCCCUGAUAACGCAGGGAUGUUAAAAGAAGUGCUCUUAUUUAAGAGCAGACUUUUAAAUAAGAUUUCCUCCUGUGUUCAGGGACAUUCCUCUGCUUAUCUAUGUAUGGCUGGCCUGUGCUUCACACCCUGAAAUCCAUCAUGCUUACCUUGUAACAGCCUGGGGAAUGGUGGGUGCAGGGUCAGUGGAGUUACAGUGUGCAGAGGAUGGGGAUUUAAGGAAUUAGAAUUUGCCCCUGGGGGGGGGUAUAUGAAUAUAUAUAAUACCCUGGUGGUAUUGUAGCUGAUGGAGUAUAACUCUGGGACCUAUAAAGAGCUGCUUAAUGUCAGGCCAAGAUAAGUCUUUGUCUUACAAGAGUGUAACAGCAUUAGUAAUGUCUGCCUUCUAAAUUCAGUUCAAUGGAGCAUCUGCCUGGAGUACUAACAGUUGGGAUCAUUACUGUAAGCUGUUAGAUCACAUCUAGUGUUGUCCAGCACUAAAAGG
Meleagris gallopavo (turkey) is the source of this 5116-nucleotide messenger RNA. The record is from RefSeq and is a predicted model, not a curated record. NCBI's taxonomy places the organism in Eukaryota, Metazoa, Chordata, Aves, Galliformes, Phasianidae.